Molecule: messenger RNA, 4120 nt
Organism: Varanus komodoensis (Komodo dragon)
Lineage: Eukaryota; Metazoa; Chordata; Lepidosauria; Squamata; Varanidae
Gene: ALKBH1
Product: alkB homolog 1, histone H2A dioxygenase
Exons: 6
Coding region: 1-1101 (366 amino acids)
Biological process (GO): oxidative RNA demethylation
Cellular component (GO): cytoplasm; nucleus
Molecular function (GO): ferrous iron binding; broad specificity oxidative DNA demethylase activity; oxidative RNA demethylase activity
Source: RefSeq, a predicted model, not a curated record
AUGGCGGCGUCCGUCGCGCGCGAAGAGGACGCUUUUCGCCGCCUCUUUCGCUUCUAUCGGCGCUGGGAAGGCGCGGACCCCACCGGGGUGAUUGACUUCUCGAAGCCAGUGGCGCGGCAGGUGGUCAGUUCUCCUUUGCGAUUUGCCUCACUAAGUGAUCAAGAUGCCCACAGAGCAGGACUGCAUCCAGUUAGCCAGUGGAAAGCCUAUAGUCUGGAUAACUAUCCAGGGUUUAUGUUUAUCCCCAAUCCUUUCCUUCCGGGCUGUCAGCGUCACUGGGUGAAGCAAUGUCUGAAGCAGUACACCCAGAAACCCAAUGUGUGCAAUUUGGAUUUGCACAUGCCUUCCAAGGAGACUACUGAUCUGUGGGAAAAGAGUCAGCACCAGAUGCGAAACAAAAGUUCAAGCAAACGGGAACCAAAAUGUUUACUGGAGAAGCUGCGUUGGGUGACUUUGGGUUACCAUUAUAAUUGGAAUACAAAGAAAUAUUCAGCUGAUCACUACACCCCCUUUCCAUCUGACCUGGCUUUCCUUUCGGAGCAAGUAGCUAAAGCAUGCGGAUUUCAGGCCUUCCAGGCAGAAGCAGGGAUCCUGAACUACUAUCACUUUGAUUCAUCUUUAGGAAUUCAUGUGGAUGAGUCUGAGCUGGACCAUUCCCAGCCCCUUUUAUCAUUCAGCUUUGGACAGUCAUCCGUUUUUUUGUUGGGGGGACUGAAACGAGACGAAGCCCCUGUGGCCAUGUUCAUGCAUAGUGGGGACAUAAUGAUCAUGUCUGGCUUCAGCCGCCUACGGUACCAUGCAGUCCCCAGAGUUCUGCCCAACCUUGAGGGGAAGCCUUUGCCUUCUUGCCUGGAGCUUCCGCUUCCUGCUGAUCUUCCUGCAAACUCUGUUAUUGAACCUUGCUCCCAAGAGGACUGGCAAGUGUGUGCCAAAUAUUUGCAAGCAUCCCGUAUUAACAUGACUGUUAGACAGGUGCUGGCUGAAGGGCAGAGCUUUCCAACUGAAACCAGGACAGAGAGAGAACUGGAUGCUUUCUCCAUAGACUCCUAUCAUGAGGAACAUAGUGGAAGCAAAAAGCCCAAGUCUGGUAUUAACAGCUGAAACCUGUACUCUGUUUCUUCCUUUAGCAUGGGCUAUGUUGGUAAUAAACCUUUUCUGGAGGUCUAUUUUUGAACCAUAUGGAACACCAGCAAAUAGCAGAAGAAAUACAGAAUUGAAACAAAGCUGAUAAUUCAUUCUGAAAAUGGAUAGAUGAAACAAUUUGUGUGAACUUCACAGCCUCAACAUACUUCCCUCUCUGAAGCCACUGCCUUCCCUGAAUACUUCUCUUCUGGAGCCCUGCUGUGUUGUCCAGAGACCUGUUUAUAUUCCUUGCAAUAUGUUUAUUACCCUUUGACUGAUAACAGAAGGUUAAUAUUGUGAGUGGGAUGGAUUCUUUUAGUUAAAUCACCCUCCCUUCUUGAAGUAAAAUAAUUAGGGACUGUGUAGUGAUUUUUCUAUUCAGGAUGUCCUUUUUCCCCUUGUCUCUGAAUACUAAAACUGUCCUGUUCCAUCAGCAGCAGGCCAUUUAGUUGCCUGCAUAAUGCAGUCUUUGCGGCCUCCCUCCUUUAGGAGCAGACUGAAGAGAAUGACUUUACAAACGGGAACAAUGAAGUUGUAGAUAAAGCACCCAGAAGGAAAAUUAAUCAGCGACUAUCUCUAUUGCCCAAAAGGUAAAUAUAUUGAAACAAAUAAGGACAACACAGUCUUCUGUGCCCAUCUGUUUUAGGAUCCCGACUUCCCUAUCUGGUUUUUAAUGCAAUUUUAAUUGCCAGAGUGCAGCACUCUGUCCCAGGGGUGUUUCGUCGCACUUUUCCCAUGAAUAAGCUUACUCUGCUUUAAAUUAAAGAUCCCUAUCUGUCUUGGAAAGCAGUUUUUCCCCUCCUCCCUAUCCUCCAGCUUAGUUAUUUUUGCAGUAUUGUUCAUGCUGCCUUGAGCAACUCUCUCACCUUUUCCUUCAGGCUGUGUUUCCUUCAGGCUGUUUCUAAUAUCCCCCAACAGAAUAGGGAGUAUCUCCUUGCCUCUAUAUGGCUAAAUUGGAAAAGGCUCUGCCAAGAUCUUCAGCAUCUUUGUGGUGUUCAACCACAAUGUGGAUUUGGUAUCGUAAAUACCAAAUAAUACUAACCUCAUUUAUUAGGGGGUUAGUACCAUUGCACAUAGUUGAACUUCCUGCUUAGUAAACAAAUACAAGAUCACACUGUUAACAUGGCUUGGGUAUUGUUCCCACGUGUGAAGAGGGAACCUGAGAUGCUUAGGGGUUGCUUCUACAUCUUGAAAGAAGGGGGAUGAAUAAUUAGUUAGUAAUAAGUCUAUCUCAGGGGUCCUCAGUGUUUUUCAAACCUGUAAGCACAUUUGAGAAUGUGAAGAACUGCUGUGGGCACCACCAUAAAAUGCCUAAUCGGCUGCUGUGGCAGCUACCUGUUAAAUCAAGGGAUCUUACUCCCGUCACUUGUUCUAACCUCCAUUACUACUCACUGAUUAAAUAAAGGAUUAUUUUGAAGCAGCAGUGUAAUAGUACAGCCAGCUGUUUGUGGCUAGCAUGGCAUUUGGAAUAAUCUUCCUGAUAAUAGAUGUAUUUUUAAAGUCAUGCUGAUAUGCAGAAGACUACAUGAUGGGGUAGCACUGUGAAGAUGAAAAUUAAGUCCAAAACUGCAUCAAAUCUUUUUCAAUAUAACCAGUGUGGGAAGCCUUACCUCUGCAUGAUUCUCUAUUUUCUCUACUAUGCAUUUACUGCAGGAGGUUAGAAGAAUCAGUGCCCCUACAGAAGGGCAGGGUAGAGACUUUGGCUUCCCUACCUGAUUUAACUAUGUAUUCCUGUCUUUAUGCAUGAAGAAGAGAUAAGAAACCAUUUUUUCCUCAGCAACAGAAAGGUUCUGUUUAUUAUGGUGCAGGGGGAAACAGUAUAGUUUGCUGUGGCAAAUUACAGCCAUAAUGAGGCAUAGAAGAGCCAAGUGAUGAGUAUUGGAGAUGGUUAUUGAUUUUUAAAUGAUGGAAGAUCCAGCAUAAAGGAGCAAAUGUAGAAGCCAAGCUCAUUCUUUAUGUCAUGUUUCUUGUUUACAUACGGUCAGCACAGUGUGACUAGAAUAGAAGCAGAUGCCUGUUUAAUGGGGUCUGUAAGAAUUCCUGGCUUUGAAAGGGAAGAAUCACAUUGUGAAGGAAUUUUCCCCCUUCCACUUACAGGGCGAGUUUAGAUGCCUAGUGAAAACUAGAAGCCUACCCAUGUUUACUUUGAGGCCCAGUUAAGUGAAACCAGUAAGUGAAAUCCAGUAAUAUUUGGGAUCAGAAUAUAAUUAAAGUAGUAUAGUGACUAUAUUAUUUAUUUUAUUUAAUAUUUUAUAUACCAUUAAUUCAGUGAAAAAGCUCUCAGAAUGGUGUACAAGGAUAAAAAUAUAAAACAUGACGUAUUAUAAAUAACUGUGAUGUCAAUGUCCAUCAAAAUUCAAACAUCAUAACAACAAUUAAAAUUUUCGUGCCUUGAAUGGCAGUGGACAAGGGGCAGCCCAUUCGUUUAAUCCUGACUAUUGACUGUUAUGAGACCUUGUCCAAAGCUAGACUGAGUCUUCCAUAGCAGCAGGGGUAUGGGGGUUUGCUGGUGGUGUCUUGUAUGUUUUCUUUACUGUCAAUAAACUGACUAAUAGCAUUUGGGAAGUCCACAUAUUAAUGCACAGCAGAGAAGGAUUUUCAUCUUCAGCUGUAGUCUUGAACUUCGGGCUCCCACAAGAUGAGACUCAUGGAUCCAGAGGCGUACUUCCUGCAUAGAUCUGCUAAGUGCAGCCAAGUCCCUCCCCCCCACCAAAAGCAACACUUCAAAUGUUUCAAGAUUACUGGCCUUUGGGGUGGAAAUUCCCAUUGUCUUUAGCUUGGGCCUACGACAUUUCUGUUUUAAUUUCUUUGAAAAAAAUAAUAAAACUUGAGCACACCAACAGAAGGCUAUCCUGAUGAGCAGUUGCUGUUUUGUGCUCCUGUGCAGAAAUCUUGGCUGCAUCUCUGUUCUUUCUUCAGUCAUAUUUCUUGCUCCAUGUUCCCUUUGCAUAACCACAUCCAACCAUAAAUGAAGUCAUAAUAAAACAUGGAAGAUGAA